Molecule: messenger RNA, 1833 nt
Organism: Oryza sativa Japonica Group (Japanese rice)
Lineage: Eukaryota; Viridiplantae; Streptophyta; Magnoliopsida; Poales; Poaceae
Product: UDP-glycosyltransferase 72B1
Molecular function (GO): UDP-glycosyltransferase activity
Source: RefSeq, a predicted model, not a curated record
AUUAAUGAUUAGAGAUCGUAUUGUCUCUAACUGUUGUAGAGUUCUAAUCUCUAGAUAAAGUAGAGUUUAUAUCUGAGUGUAUCUUCGUACAUGCCCUGAGGAGGUGGCGUCAGACUUGCCCGGACUAAUAAAUAGACGUCGUGCUGCUAGCGUCUGAUGAAUGAACAGAAACAGACACCACACCGUCUGCAAUAACUCGAGACGAUGGAGCCCUUCACCAGCGCAGCAGUGGAGCCAGCGCCGCCCACCGCCGACGACCAGCGGGACGCGCCGCGGCCGCACGUCGUGCUGUUGGCGAGCCCCGGCGCCGGCCACCUCAUCCCGCUGGCCGAGCUGGCGCGGCGGCUCGCCGACCACCACGGCGUCGCGCCCACGCUCGUCACCUUCGCCGACCUCGACAACCCGGACGCGCGCUCCGCCGUGCUGUCCUCGCUCCCGGCCUCCGUCGCCACCGCCACGCUGCCGGCGGUGCCCCUCGACGACAUCCCCGCCGACGCCGGACUGGAGAGGAUGCUGUUCGAGGUCGUCCACCGCUCCCUCCCGCACCUCCGCGUGCUGCUCCGGUCCAUCGGCUCCACGGCCGCGCUGGUCCCGGACUUCUUCUGCGCCGCUGCGCUGUCCGUCGCCGCCGAGCUCGGAGUCCCGGGCUACAUCUUCUUCCCCACUAGCAUCACCGCGCUGUAUCUCAUGCGCCGCACCGUGGAGCUGCACGACUUUGCUGCCGCCGGCGAGUACCACGCCCUCCCGGACCCUCUCGAGCUUCCCGGCGGUGUGUCGCUGCGCACCGCGGAGUUCCCGGAGGCGUUCAGGGACAGCACCGCGCCGGUGUACGGGCAGCUCGUCGAGACAGGCCGGCUGUACCGCGGCGCCGCCGGCUUCCUAGCGAACAGUUUCUACGAGCUGGAGCCGGCCGCCGUGGAGGAUUCCAAGAAGGCGGCGGAGAAAGGGACGUUCCCGCCGGCUUACCCGGUGGGCCCGUUCGUCCGGUCGAGCUCCGACGAGGCCGGCGAGUCGGCGUGCUUGGAGUGGCUGGAUCUCCAGCCGGCAGGGUCGGUGGUGUUCGUCUCCUUCGGGAGCUUCGGCGUGCUGUCCGUGGAGCAGACGCGCGAGCUCGCCGCCGGGCUGGAGAUGAGCGGCCACAGGUUCCUCUGGGUCGUGCGCAUGCCAAGCCUCAACGACGCCCACCGGAACGGCGGCCAUGACGAAGACCCACUGGCAUGGGUGCCCGAUGGGUUCUUGGAGAGGACGAGAGGCCGGGGCCUCGCCGUCGCGGCGUGGGCGCCGCAGGUGCGCGUGCUGUCGCACCCGGCGACGGCGGCGUUCGUGUCGCACUGCGGGUGGAACUCGACGCUGGAGAGCGUGGCCACCGGCGUGCCGAUGAUCGCGUGGCCGCUGCACUCGGAGCAGAGGAUGAACGCCGUCGUCCUGGAAGAGUCAGUGGGGAUGGCCCUGCGGCCACGCGCGCGGGAGGAGGACGUCGGCGGCACGGUGGUGAGGCGUGGGGAGAUCGCCGUCGCGGUGAAGGAGGUGAUGGAGGGGGAGAAGGGGCACGGCGUGCGGCGGCGGGCGAGGGAGCUGCAACAGGCGGCCGGUCGGGUGUGGUCGCCGGAAGGGUCGUCGCGGCGGGCUCUGGAGGUGGUUGCCGGCAAGUGGAAGGCGGCGGCGCAGAAGUAAGGAUGCAUGCAGGUAAACUAGCAAACCCACGGGUUACCCACUAUUUGUACCGUAAGUAGUUAUGCGGGUCUGUCUGCUUCAAUCCUUGAAAGGUUUCAGCGUGUAUUUUUUGUGUGGAAACUAUUCAAAACUCUCGAUGGGAUGUCUACUCGUUGUUUA